Messenger RNA from Benincasa hispida (wax gourd), 1390 nucleotides. RefSeq lists its product as uncharacterized. NCBI's taxonomy places the organism in Eukaryota, Viridiplantae, Streptophyta, Magnoliopsida, Cucurbitales, Cucurbitaceae. The record is from RefSeq and is a predicted model, not a curated record.
CUCGUAAUUUAUUAUCAAAUUCCAUCACAGUUGAGAAGGAACGGAAAGAAAUCAUAAAAACUUGUCCAACGACUUCAUCUCCUUCCUUGACCGCCAAGAAACCCCAACGUGCAACCUCCAUUGUUAACCGUGAAGAUCCUUAGAAUUCCAUAUUCCAGUACCCAAUAGCGUUAGAUCCAAUCCUCCAUAAUCCCUUUUUAGAGAACAAAAAAGAAAUUUAUUCUCUCUCAAACCCACUCACCAUUUUUAGAGGUCGGUUGCUUUUCGAGUUCAGUCUGUUCUCUUUGAUCCCGAUUAGCCCUUUUUGAACUUCCCCUCAAAAACCCCUUCUUGGGUUGUCUUUUGAUUUUCCAGUUUUACCUUCGAAGCGGGUCCUUCCCAGUUCUUCCAUGGCGUCGCAGGCUGAUUACAUUGAGAAAAUGCAGCUUCGUCAGAAUUACAGAAAUUUCUGGCAUACUGAUCUCACGGGCACCAUUGCUGCCCAUCCACCUUAUUGUUGCUUUUCUAUAUUCUGUGGCCCAUGUGUUUCUUACCUUCUGCGCAAACGAGCUCUUUACGAUGAUAUGUCGAGAUACACUUGCUGUGGUGGCUACAUGCCUUGCAGUGGCAAGUGUGGAGAAAGUCAGUGCCCUGAAGCUUGUCUUUGUACCGAGGUUUUCUGUUGCUUUGCUAAUUCAGUUGCAUCGACGCGUUUCAUGUUGCAAGACGAGUUCAAUAUACAGACAACUGAGUGUGAUAACUGCAUCAUCGGUUUUAUGUUGUGCCUCUCACAACUGGCUUGCAUAUGCUCCAUAAUUGCUUGCUUGCUUGGAAGCGAAGAACUUCAAGAGGCCUCAGAUAUGGUGUCCUGUUUAUCUAAUCUUGUAUACUGCACUGUCUGUGCGUGUAUGCAGACACAACACAAGCUUGAGUUGGAUAAAAGAGAUGGUAAGUUUGGACCCCAACUUGUCAUGGCUGUGCCUCCCACACAGCAGAUGUCUCGGAUCAAUCAGCCGAUUCCUGCUCCAGUUGGAUAUCCUCCUCCUCCUCCGGUAUAUGGACAACCGUUCGGACGCCCGCCCGCUGCUGUUGUUCAAGGCUACCCACCGCCACCCCCUCAUCCGGCUCAAGGGUACCCAGCCCCUCCUCAAUUUCAAGACUAUCCACCACCGGGUUAUCCUCCGCAACCACCUCCGGGUCAAUACAGGUGAUUUGUUCCAUAUUGUUUUCCAUAUGUGAACUAAGAUUUGCAAAUUCAAUGUGUGAACUGUGGUAGCUGUUGCCUAAAUGUCUCUCCCAACAGUAAUGGAACUCUACAUGUGGUUUGCUCCUAUAUAUGUUUCAUUGCUGAAACUUGUAUCUUGAUCUUUUAUGUAUAUUAGUCCUUUCUUGAUGUUCAAGUCUUUAAAAU